AUGGCUACUGCUUUAAUCUUGGUGACAAGGCCUUUCUCACUUUGCAAAUUGGCCAUCAUGAUUUCUCUCAAAAUCAUGUUAAUUGUGAUUCGCACUUGGGUGGAGCUGCUGGUAGCCACAAUCAAUUUUCAUCUAAAUAUGUUCCGGAAGACCAUGAUUUGCUUUAUUGGUCUUGUUCUUUUUCCUGUUCGAGUUUUGAAUGCCUUACCAAGGGAGAAGAUGCUGGAAGACCAUUUGCUUCAGAUGCAGAUUGAGUUGGAUAAUCUUAUUUGGGAAAAAAAGGAACUUCAUAGCCACCUCCAGAUAGCAGUUAAAGAACGUAGAAUUUUGGAAUCGAUGUUUGCAGAAGUUGAAGAGGAAAAUGACAAGACGAUUGCCAAAAUUGAAUUGCUAGAGGUUGAGGUAACAACUCUAUCCUCUGGCAAAUUCAUAGUUGCUGUUGCCAUAUUGAAGGAUAGACAACCUGGUAGAGUGCCAUUCUUUCCCGACCUUCCUAGUCAAUUUGAAAAUAGCAAUUUAGCAUUACUUACAAGUUUGGAAGUGGAACGAAUUGUCAAGAUCUCACUUGACAUGCCAAAAGUGCUUUGCCUACCUGUAUUCUGUACAAAUGAAAAAAUGUGUGGGUUCCAACAGUUACAGGAUCUGAAGGCUGAAAAUGCUCAGCUGAAGGAAAAUCUGGUUAAAGGUCGUUGGAGCUUUAAAGAUCAUGAUCACAGAGACAAUGGCCGUAAUAUCAUAGCUGACAACUAUAGCAUUUCCUCUGGUAUCCAGUCAUGGAAAUCUGACUAUAAAGGAACUGGAACCCUGAUCCAAGACCUGAUGAUGCAGAAAGAUGGAUGGGAGGGCAACAGCAAGAGCAAAGCAGAAUUUGUGUCCACAGAUAGUGUGCCUGUCCACCAAGUUACUGCGGGUAUUUUCUCAAGGAAUUUAGACACAAUUGAGGCUCUGGAACAUAGAAGGGAUGCUGCACUUUCUCAGUCUCUUUUCAGUGCUGUGCUUUCACUUUUGGUAGGAAUGAUCAUCUGGGAAGCUGAAGAUCCUUGCAUGCCGCUUGUGGUAGCUCUCUUCACUGUUGUUGGCAUGUCACUGAAAAGCGUGGUUCAAUUUUUCUCCACUGUAAAGAACAAACCUGCUUCUGAUGCAGUUGCUCUUUUAAGUAUCAACUGGUUCAUACUUGGCACACUCACUUACCCAACGCUGCCAAGGGUAGCCCAUAUGUUGGCACCAUGGGCCUUGAGUUUUUUGGACCGGACAGUGAGCUGGCUUGGCAUCUCUUCCCGUUAA
Messenger RNA from Dovyalis caffra, 1284 nucleotides. NCBI's taxonomy places the organism in Eukaryota, Viridiplantae, Streptophyta, Magnoliopsida, Malpighiales, Salicaceae. The record is from the annotation of a GenBank genome assembly.